This is a messenger RNA of Gadus macrocephalus (Pacific cod), 2714 nucleotides long. It is a transcript of the gene acvr1l, whose product is annotated as activin A receptor, type 1 like. The record is from RefSeq and is a predicted model, not a curated record. The coding region runs from base 70 to 1614 and encodes 514 amino acids. Gene Ontology annotation, cellular component: BMP receptor complex; plasma membrane. Gene Ontology annotation, molecular function: ATP binding; SMAD binding; transforming growth factor beta receptor activity, type I. The transcript has 10 exons. NCBI's taxonomy places the organism in Eukaryota, Metazoa, Chordata, Actinopteri, Gadiformes, Gadidae. Gene Ontology annotation, biological process: heart development; dorsal/ventral pattern formation; BMP signaling pathway.
ACAUACUGUCAACAAAUACAGGGAGAAUGAGUUAAAUACCACAGGACGACUGUGCCAGCGCACCGCAUCAUGGAUCAGAUCGGGGUCCGGCUGCUCCUCAUGGUUCUGCUGAAGGCCGUUCAGUCCAUCUCCGAGGGAACAGACGGACAGCUGGUGUGCGUGUGCGACAGCCCCGAGUGCCUCCAGACCAGCCAGUGUCACGGCCGCCGCUGCUUCUCGUCGGUGAAGCGGGGGUCCGGCGGGGAGCAGGGGGCCGGGGGGCCGGUGGAGCUGCACCAGGGCUGCUUCGAGGAGCGGGAGAAGAUCGAGCUGCACUGCUUCACGCCGCCCUCGCUCCACCAGGCCAUCGCCUGCUGCGCCCAGGACAUGUGCAACGGCAACGUGACGCGCCACUCCAUGAUGACCCUGCUGCUGUCAGCCCCGGAGGGGGAGUCGGUGCGGUACCGCGUGCGCACCGUGGCCCUGCUGGUGCUGGGCCCGGUGGGGGUGCUGGUGCUGCUGGCCGUGGGGUCCGUGCUGGCCUGCAGGAGGCUGCACCACGGCCGCCUGCACAGGCUGCAGGAGUUUGACACGGAGCAGGGCGCCGUGGACGGCCUCAUCACCUCCAACCUGGGGGACAGCACUCUGGCGGACUUACUGGACCACUCCUGUACGUCGGGCUCGGGCUCCGGUCUUCCCUUCCUGGUCCAGAGAACGGUGGCCAGGCAGAUUAGCCUGAUGGAGUGUGUAGGUAAGGGGAGGUAUGGGGAGGUGUGGCGGGGCCAGUGGCAGGGGGAGAACGUGGCGGUGAAGAUCUUCUCCUCCAGGGACGAGAAGUCCUGGUUCAGAGAGACGGAGAUCUACAACACAGUGCUGCUCCGCCACGAGAACAUCCUGGGCUUCAUGGCGUCUGACAUGACCUCCCGUAACUCCAGCACCCAGCUGUGGCUGAUCACCCAUUACCACGACAACGGCUCGCUGUACGACUACCUGCAGCGCGUCGCCGUGGAGACGAGCGAGGGCCUGGCCAUGGCGGCGUCGGUGGCCAGCGGCCUGGUGCACCUUCACACCGAGAUCUUCGGCGCCGAGGGGAAGCCGGCCAUCGCCCACCGCGACCUCAAGAGCAAGAACAUCCUGGUGACCAAGGAGCUGCGCUGCUGCAUCGCCGACCUGGGGCUGGCCGUGACCCACUCCCAGGCGGACAACCUGCUGGACGUGGGGAACAACCCCAAGGUGGGCACCAAGCGCUACAUGGCCCCCGAGGUGCUGGACGACAGCAUCCAGACGGACUGCUUCGACGCCUACAAGAGGGUGGACAUCUGGGCCUUCGGCCUGGUGCUGUGGGAGAUCGCCAGGAGGACCUACAGCAACGGCCUGGUGGAGGAGUACGGGCCCCCAUUCUACGACCAGGUGCCCAGCGACCCCAGCUUCGAGGACAUGAGGAGGGUGGUGUGUGUGGAGCAGCAGCGCCCCUUCGUCCCCAACCGCUGGUUCUCAGACCCCACGCUGUCGGCGCUGGUGAAGCUGAUGAAGGAGUGUUGGUACCAGAAUCCGUCGGCCCGGCUCACCGCGCUGCGCAUCAAGAAGACCCUGGACAAGAUCCACGGCUCCCUGGAGAAGGGCAAGGACUCCUGAGGAGAGGAGAGGAGAGGAGAGGAGGGAGAGGUGACCAGGGAGGAGGAGGAGGCCACAGUGGCGUUGGAUAGGUGGUCGGCGGACCAGGAGAGGGGAACGUCUAGUGAUCCGUCCUGCUCUCGUCGUUCCUCCCCAGCUUCCUCUCCCCCUUGACGUAGCGACCUGAAGCUGGGAGAACUGGGAGAACUGGGAGCCCUGUCUGAGGAACCAGCCGUCGCCGUGGAACCCCGGCCGCCUGCUCUGACCCAGACGGUGAACUGCGACCUCAGCCUGAAGAACCGGAUCUCUGUCCGUAACGAGACCGCUCUGGUCUGAACUCUACGAGAACACACACACACACACACACGCUCGGCACUAAAAGGGAUUUUCUUCAAGUAUCCUUCUUUCUUUUAUGUUUUUUUUUUAUUUCACAUGCUGUCGGGAUAUUCCGCUGAAAGACAAUCAGGUCAACUGUUUUAGCCUUAUCGAACACACACACACACACACACACACACACCAGAAUCAAAGUACAAUUUUGAAAUAUGUUUAUGUACUACGUAUACUACUACUAGCAGCACACUACUGAUAUGUACUCCUGGUUUGUAGCCUGUGUUUAAGGGACUGUACACAUGGGAAUACUCUACAUCGAGCUAUUAAUUAGCUAUAAAUAAUGAAGUCGUAAAGUAGGGAAACACGCACUGAACACGUUGGCCGAUUUGGAAGAGACGCCAUGUACAGAUCUCUGCUUCUCUGGGCGGUCUAGUGGAUGGAAGGACCGGCAAAAUACAAUUAUUAUUAUAGUUAUCAUAUUAACAGUAUAAUGAUAUAGAAAUCAUCCGUCACAUCAUUACCAAGAGCUGCUAUGUAUGUUUCCUGCCGUCUACUGCCGAGGGAACAGGAGGUGAGGAGCCAGGAAAGGAGAAUAUGUCCGUCAGGGCACCUGUCGCCCGCGUCCCUUUUCUCCCAUCAUGCCUUGCAGUACGGGGCGUGGUCUCCAGACGACCCCGCUCUACCCGACGUUCACACCGACGGCUUCCAGAUAAAGUUCACAAGACGUCCGCUGUGUUGUUGCUUUGACGUUUUUUUUUAUAUGUAAUAAUAAAACAUUUACUGCACUGUUA